AUGGUACUCUUGCGAUUUGCACCUUCGCCCACUGGCGCUUUACAUCUCGGUGGACUCAGAACAGCACUUUAUAACCAUCUCUAUGCCAAGAAGCAUGGUGGAAAGUGGAUACUUAGAAUCGAAGACACCGACCCCACUCGUUAUGUGACCGGUGCUGUCGACGGCAUUCGAGCUGCGUUAGAAUGGUCUGGUUUGGAAUAUGACUACGGGCCAGGUCGGGAUGGUCCACACGGCCCAUACUAUCAGUCCGAGCGGUUGGAUCUAUAUCGAACGUAUGCCCACAAACUUCUUGAGUCAGGUCACGCCUAUCGCUGCUUCUGCUCUCCCGACAAGUUGGCAUCCACGAGGGAACGGCUCGCUCGCACAGGUUCUAACGCAACGUACGACAAGGAGUGUCUGCAUCUCACAGAAGAAGAAGUGGCGCGGCGUAUACGCGCAGGUGAAAGUUCCAUAGUGAGGUUCAACGAUGAUCGGCUGCCCGAACGUGAGGUAGCGACAGACUUGGUGUUUGGCGCUCUCCGGGAUGCACACGCGUCGCUGCCGACCGACCCCGUCCUUCUGAAGUCUGACCUCUUCCCUACUUAUCAUCUCGCUUCCAUCGUGGACGACCACGAGAUGGGGAUUACACAUGUGCUACGUGGUGAGGAGUGGCUUCCUUCUCUUCCAUUGCACCUGGAUCUAUAUGCAUCUCUGUCACUCAAACCUCCACAAUUCGCACACCUCCCCAUCCUACUCAACCCUGACGGUACUAAAAUGUCGAAACGUAAAGGCAACGUCUCUGUACUUGACUUCACACGACGAGGGUGGGAGUCUGAAGCGUUGCUCAACUGGCUGGCGUUGGCAGGCUGGGGGGCACAGCACAACCCGAACAAAAAACCGGCUCCCUUUGGUGACUCUCAAGCCCCAGACAGUACUGCGGUUAUGACGCUCCCAGAACUCGUUCACCAUUUUGACCUAAGCGCUCUGACACAUCGCCGGAACAUACUCGACCCUGCCAAACUCGAAUACCUGAACAAGCACCAUCUAAUGCGCAGCUGGAAGGACGACGAGGCAACCGCACAUCAUGCGCGCCGGAUACGCGAACUCGUCAAAUCGGAAUUCCCAUCGAGCCAAUAUGCUACGCCAGAUUAUAUCGCGAAGGUGAUUCGCGUGCUCCAAGGACGAAUAAUCAACGUCUUUGACGUACCAUCGCUCACACCUUUCUUCUUCGUGGAUCCGGACUACGCAUCGUCAGAUGCAAUGUCGAUGAUCAGAUCUGUUCCAAGUGACGACUACUGUGAGCUAUACUUUUGCCGCUCCUGUUUUUAUGUUUUUUCCACGGCUAACGUUCGAAAAGUACUUGCACUGGAAACGACCAUUCGUUUCGUUGACCAAGAUUUUACUAGCGGCGAUAUAUCACUCGUCGCGACGGUCAUUCACGACGUGUGUAAGGUUACAGGUCUCAAGCAGAAAAGCUUCAUGACCGCACUUCGUCAUGCUCUUUCGGCAAUGAAGACUGGACCAAGCAUUCCUGAAAUUAUUAGUGUCCUUGGUCCAGAACGAACCAUUGCGCGAUUGAAGAACGCCAUCUCUACCGUGACGAGUGAAAUAUAA
Pisolithus orientalis is the source of this 1593-nucleotide messenger RNA. RefSeq lists its product as uncharacterized. Lineage: Eukaryota; Fungi; Basidiomycota; Agaricomycetes; Boletales; Pisolithaceae. The transcript has 12 exons. Gene Ontology annotation, molecular function: zinc ion binding; glutamate-tRNA ligase activity; tRNA binding. The coding region runs from base 1 to 1593 and encodes 530 amino acids. The record is from RefSeq and is a predicted model, not a curated record. Gene Ontology annotation, biological process: glutamyl-tRNA aminoacylation.